Molecule: messenger RNA, 2064 nt
Organism: Ananas comosus (pineapple)
Lineage: Eukaryota; Viridiplantae; Streptophyta; Magnoliopsida; Poales; Bromeliaceae
Exons: 1
Coding region: 264-1541 (425 amino acids)
Source: RefSeq, a predicted model, not a curated record
UUCAAACAAAGGGAAAAAGAAAGAAAAAAAAAAGCUGGUGAAAUAUAUAGUUGUUUUAAAGCUUUCCGACAGAAAAAACCAAAGACCAUCGAAUGGAGUUGCCUUGCGACGUGGUAAUGGAAUCGAGUUGCCUUGCGGAGAAGUGGUGGUAAAAGCAAACGAUACGAGAGACGGCGAAGGAGCUUGGCCGGUCCUUCUUCUUAAGGAGGGGCCGAAACACGAGAGGCGAUUGCUGAAGGAGCAGCAGUUGUGCGCGGAGCGGCAUGAACGUGGAAGCCAUGGAUGAAUCCGAAGCGCUUGUUUCGGCGAUGACGGAGAUCCAGUCCACAGCGCAACAAUGGCCAGACAGAACGAGGCCCAUCAUACGGAGGGUCCAUUACCUUCUUCGAAGUAUCGAGAAGGGCGACCAGUACUUCAACCCCGAGGUAGUGGCGAUCGGGCCGUACCACCGACACGACCCGCAAGUGCAGCCGGCAGAGGCAAUCAAGAAGGCGGUCGCCCUCGACUUCUGCAAGAGCUCACGGCGCUCCGUCCGAGAGUUCUACAAAGUGGUUCGUGAUGUGACUCCUCUGGCUCGGUUGUGCUAUGCGGACCGAUUCGACGACAUCAGCGACAAGGAAUUCGCGGACAUGAUGUUCUUCGAUGGCUGCUUUCUGCUGCAGUUCAUUGUGACGGCAACCGGGUACAUCCCGGCAUCUUUAUCCGUCGAAAGGUGGAUGAGCUCUUUCAACCUAGAUCGAGUCUUUAGGGACGUCAUGUUGCUCGAGAACCAGCUUCCGUGGGUGGUUCUAGAGGCCCUUAUGAGUUUCCGAUGGGUACCUAUCGAUCUGUUUCUCCAAAAAAUUGUUGCUAAGAUUGAUAUGACGGCGGGGUUGCUGCCUCCAUACGAUGAGGGCGGCAGCCACCGCGACAACGACCGCAGUCCCUGCCACCUCCUAGAGCUCGUGCGUGAGAAAUUCCUAGGCCCCCAGGUCCAGCGAGGCGACGAUAUUGUGACGCAUAUCUCGAUCUUCACCUCCGCCAUCGACCUCGCAGAAGUCGGGGUUCGAAUUUGUGCUAGCGAUACGUUCCGGUUCCGCAACUUCAGCUUCCGUAGGGGCCCGCUCUACGGGUGGCUAUCCCUCCCACCAAUCGUGCUCACCACGUACAACAGGAUCGUCCUCAGCAAUUUGGUGGCGUUCGAGAUGUGCCCCGGUGUUGCGUCUGAGAGCUCGGUAGGCUCCUACCUCUCUCUGCUCGUCGCCCUCAUUAGCCGGGAGGAGGACGUCAAGGAGCUGAGAUCAAAGAAGAUACUAUACGGCGGUCUCAGCGACCAACAGUCUCUCAGCUUCUUCAAGUCCCUCUCCCCUUACCUCAUGACCGGCAAUGACUACAUGUCUCUGCUUCAGCACCUUAACGACUACCACAGACGCAGAAAGGUGAGGGUCUUUAUUCACAAGAUCGUCUACAACAACUUCAACUUCCUUUUGGCCGCUACCUCAGUCGUUCUCUUCCUCAUCACUAUUCUCCAAACCAUCUUCACCAUCUAUCCUCGGAAAUGACAAGCUUCAUUCCAACAUUACCUAAGACUUAGCUUUAAUUUGUUUCUUUUCAUACGUGCUUUGCUUGCCCUUGAAAUAAAAUGAUGGAAAUAAAAAUGAUGGAAAAUUAAAAGAAAAAAGAAAUUAAAUUGUUGUCCUGAUUUUGUUUAUUUUGUUUUUUCUUUUGUUUUGUUUUGUUUUUUUUUUUUUGGUUUCUUUGAUCUUAAUGUACAACUUGUUUAAUGAUUCACUUUUCUGGUUUGAACGUCUGAGUAAAUAAAGACACUAAAUAAGGUGUGCAAGUUAAAAUUGAUAAUAACUUUUAACUGACAACACACCUUCAAGCACGCUGAGUCACCGACAAAUAAUACUUCCAUCAUUAAGCAAUUAAUACUUAUAUCAUUAAGCAAUCUCUAGAAAACAAGUUUAAUAACGCUUCCAUUGCAGGGAGCUCUCUAAUGACUUACGACAUCUUAUUGAAAAACUAGUAAAGGACCGACGUGUUGCUGCAGAACGAUUCUGCAGAAAUAAAUAUAUAAAUAAA